Plasmodium gallinaceum is the source of this 1776-nucleotide messenger RNA. Its product is annotated as fam-f protein. The coding region runs from base 1 to 1776 and encodes 591 amino acids. NCBI's taxonomy places the organism in Eukaryota, Apicomplexa, Aconoidasida, Haemosporida, Plasmodiidae. The transcript is spliced from 3 exons. The record is from RefSeq and is a predicted model, not a curated record.
AUGAAAAUUCAUUUAUUUUUACUAUAUCAUUUUUAUUUUUUGAUCACAAUAGUAGUAUGUAUUUACUUUUGUUGCAUUGAUCUAUAUUAUAACUCAAAGAAAUAUAAACUCAAAUUUAUAAGACAUAUAGAAAUACAAUUAGUAAGAAAUUUAGCGGAAUUGUAUGAUUUUAAAGAUGAAGAUAUUAAAAAUUCUUCAGGUAUUUCAAUGAAAGAUCUACAAUUAUUAUACAACAGAAGAGAAUCAAAUUAUGAAAACACAUUGUCUGAAGGCUAUUUUGGAGAUUCAAGAAAUUUAUUUGUAAAAUUAAUAGAUAAUAUAUUUUUUAAAAAUUAUUACAAGUACCUAGAAAAAGAUAAAGAGAUUAUUAGAUCUAUAUAUAACACGUUGGAUGCUACCACCUAUGAAGUGUUAAAUUUUUUAAAAAACUUAGUUGAUGAUGCAAAAGAUCAUGUAAAUAUGGUAUUUCAGGGACUCAACUCUUAUGAUAAAUCCGAAUUGCUUAUAUUUAAUGACGUUGAAUUACACGUAUGGCGCAGUGGAAAUAGCAUAAAUCUAGUAAUUGAUGAUCAAAAUGCGCAUGAAUACUUAGAACAGCUAAAAUUUAAUUCAGAGAUUCCUUUAAGUUUAGAAAAUUCCUUUGAAUAUUUUAGAAAGUUGAAUGAAAAGAAUGACAAAUUUUUUUCAUUACUUAGUAAUAAUGUUUUUAAUUACGAAGGUUAUAUUUUUGAAUAUUAUAAUUUAUAUAUAAAUAAGUUUCCUCUUAAUUAUAUUUAUGGAGAUAAGUCUGAUAUCUAUGAUAACUAUAGAAAUGAAAUGGUAAAGAUUUUUAAUGAAUUUACUAAUUCCAUAUUUUUAUUUAAUAAAAAAGGAUCUACUACAGUUAUUUCUAUAAAAAAAAAUGUUGAUGAAUUUCAUAACUUAAUUAAUAAUAUAAAUAGAGAAUUAGAUCAUACAAUUGAAGUAAAAACACAUAAAUUAUUUAUGGUACUAAAUAAAAUUUUAAAUGGGGACAUAAAAUGUAUAAUAUCAUUUAUUGCUUACAUACUUGAAAUGAACCUUUCGAAAAAUAAGUUUAAAUUAGAUAAAAUUAAAGAAAAAUAUAAUGAGAAGUUAUUUCAAGAUAAGAUUUUAAAUAAAAUAAAUGAUUUAUUUUUACAUGAAAAGGAAGAGAUAAAAGAAUCCAUAGCUGAAUUUAAAAUCUAUAUAAAAGAUAUGUUUGGUUUCGAUGUGAAUAGUACGGGUAUUAGAUCAUUAGUAAGCAAGCUUUAUGGAUCAGUUGAUAUAAAAAGUAUCGAAAAUAUAUUUGAACUUAUUGUAUUCUCAUUAUCAUGUAAGAGACAAAUUAAUGAGUAUGCAAAUUUUAUAGAAUUACUUAAAAAUGAAUCAAAAAAUAAAAGGUUAGGUAAAAAAAAAUUUGUAGGUUCCCAUGGAAAAAUAAAUGAAAAAGUUUUAUUUGUUCCAAAAAGAAAUUCUCAAAACUUAAUAUUAAAGUAUGCUGAAAUUUAUGAAAGAAGUAAUUUUAUUAAUGAUGUUACGUGUUGCUGUAUGGAUUUACCUUUAGCACUAUUGGACAUGGAGAAGGAAAUACGUAAGUUUACCUUCUUUAGAUUCUUAAUAUAUUCGUUAAAUAAUGAGUUGAAUAAAUCAGAAAAACUUUAUUUCAGUUCUAAAAAAGAAAUAUUAUUGAACAAAAAUGUUAUAUUAUUUUUUCUGUAUGACAUUCUGAACUUUCAUAGUAGUUACGAAAAAAAAUAUAAAUAUACUUAUGUUUAG